Acanthosepion pharaonis is the source of this 489-nucleotide messenger RNA. The record is from the annotation of a GenBank genome assembly. NCBI's taxonomy places the organism in Eukaryota, Metazoa, Mollusca, Cephalopoda, Sepiida, Sepiidae.
AUGCACUUUUUUCUUUUUCUCUGUCGCCUUCUCUUCUUCUUCUUAUUUUUCCUUUUCUUCUUCACCGCCUAUUCUUCUUCUUUUUCUUCUUCUUCUUCUUCUUCUUCUUCUUAUUAUUAUUAUUAUUCCUUUUCUUCUUCACCGCCUAUUCUUCUUUUUCUUCUUCUUUUUCUUCUUCUUCUUCUUCUCUUAUUAUUAUUAUUAUUAUUUUUCCUUUUCUUCUUCACCGCCUAUUCUUCUUCUUUUUCUUCUUCUUCUUCUUCUUCUUCUUCUUAUUAUUAUUAUUAUUCCUUUUCUUCUUCACCGCCUAUUCUUCUUCUUUUUCUUCUUCUUCUUCUUCUUCAUCAUCAUCAUCAUCAUCUUUUCUUCCCAUCUUUUCAUGCUCUUUCUUUCUUCUUCUUCUUCAUCUUCUUCUCCUUUUGUGCUCUGUCCCUUCAGGGUGUAGGUAAUCAUGUAUUUCCACAACUUCCUCUCCUUUCUAACUCUUAG